UUGCUGGGAAUCCCAGUGAGGGAAGGACGGGGGAUAGAGAUGUCCAUUCCGUGGAAUUUGAAAAGAAAGAGUCCAUCACGUGAAAUCUGCAAAGAAAUCGAUAAUUGUGGCGUGAGUUAGUAUGGGGCCACAGAUGUCCAUUUCUCUGGAAUGUCUUUCAGACAUACAAUUGCAAUCCAGAUAACUUCGCAUUAUAUGGGACCGUCCAUUAUGAUCCUGGCACCAGGCUCAACAUUUGGAGGAUUCUAAAGGAAGGGUAGGCCAUGUAUAAUCAAGUGAAAGUGUAUGGACGGAGGUGACUUCAUUCCUGCCCUUAAACAGGCUUAAAUGCAUUCAACUUUCAACUUGUGAAGUAGAUUUUGCAGAAGUAUGAACAACAUACAGGCUAGCGUGGCAGUUUCUGCCAGAAACCCAAAUGAGAUAUCACAAGGAGGAAAUGGUGUGCAGUCGGAGCUCCACAGCAUUGUUGUGCAGGGACCAAAUGAAGAAAUCCAGGAUUACGGUAAGGAGGAGAAACCCAUGUCUAAAACCCAUGCUAAUCAAUCUUCAUCAUCAGGGGGGAUUGAAUUGGAAUCCAGGAGUUCCAUGAAGAGUAAUCUAGGCCAAAAGCUUUCGUUUUCAUCCAGGGUUAAAUCUGAGAUGACUGCAAGGAUGUCAACCUUCAAGAUCAACAAAAAUUCUAGUUUUAGUAGCUCUAAUGCUAGUAAAAGGCCUAAGUUUAAUAGAACUGUAUCGAGCGCAGAGAGGGGGCUGAAAAGCCUGAGAUUUCUGGAUAGAAGUGCUGAAAAAGAUGCCUGGAAAACAGUAGAGAGACGCUUCGAUCAGAUUGCUGUUGAAGGAAGACUUUCCAGACAGAACUUUGGCUCAUGUAUAGGAAUGGAGACAAAGGAGUUUGCUUUAGAACUGUUUGAUGCUCUGAAACGAAGAAAGGGUCUGCAAAGUGAUAGUGUCUCCAAGGAUGAGCUCCAUAAAUUCUGGCAGGACAUGGCUGAUCAAAACUUCGAUUCCAGGCUGCAGAUCUUCUUUGAUAUGUGUGAUAAGAAUGGAGAUGGAAGAAUAUCUGAAGAUGAGGUCAAAGAGGUCAUUGAGCUGAGCGCUUCUGCAAACAAACUGCAAAAUAUGAAGAGGAAUGCUGCAGAAUAUGCAGCUUUGAUCAUGGAUGAGCUUGACCCAGAUAAUUUAGGACACAUAGAGAUAUGGCAACUCGAGACUUUGCUACAAGGAAUGGUGAAGUCUUAUGGGAACGAAGAAGGCUUAAAGCAGAGCAAAAGGUUUUGUAGGACCAUGAUUCCCCAGCGUUGGAGGGGUCCGAUUCAUAGAUAUAUGGAGGUGGCUAGUGAAUAUAUUAAGGAGCACUGGAGGCGUAUGUGGCUUAUUUUACUGUGGAUGGCAAUAAAUGCAGGCUUGUUCACAUGGAAAUUUAUGCAAUACAGAAACAGAAGUGCAUUCCAGGUGAUGGGUUAUUGUGUUUGUGUAGCCAAGGGAGCUGCAGAAACAUUAAAGUUUAACAUGGCUCUUAUUCUCUUCCCCGUCUGCCGUAAUAUUAUCACCUGGCUCAGGUCCACCUUUCUGGGUUCCAUUUUCCCUUUUGAUGACAACAUUAACGUUCACAAGGUAAUUGCUUCAGGAGUUGCCAUGGGUGUGUUCAUUCAUGGGACUGUGCAUCUCGCCUGUGACUUUCCCAGAAUUGCUUCGUGUCCAACGCCAAAUUUUAUUGCAACAAUAGGACAUGGCUUCCAUAAUAGAAAACCUAGUUAUGGGGAUUUACUGUCGAGCACAGUGGGCCUGACAGGAGUUAUAAUGGUGUUUGUCAUGACAUUCUCCUUCACCCUGGCCCUUCAUAGUUUCAGAAGAAAUGUGGUGAAGUUGCCUUGGCCUCUGCAUAAUCUGGCCGGGUUUAAUGCUUUCUGGUACGCUCAUCAUUUGUUCAUUGCUGUCUAUGCUAUGCUCAUUGUCCAUUCCAUUUUCAUAAAGCUCACAGCAGAAUGGUAUCACAAAACGACUUGGAUGUAUCUAGCCAUUCCUAUAAUUUUCUAUGCCGGUGAGCGCUUUCUGAGAUUCUUCCGUGAAAAUAACUACAGAGUAAGCAUAGUUAAGGUUGCAAUAUAUCCUGGUGGUGUCCUUGCAUUACACAUGAGCAAACCCCCAAGAUUCAAGUAUAAAAGUGGGAUGUACAUGUUCAUCAAGUGUCCAAAUGUUUCUCCAUUUGAAUGGCAUCCAUUUUCCAUUACCUCAGCUCCAGGAGACGACUACUUAAGCGUUCAUAUACGAACACUAGGUGAUUGGACUAGAGCACUUCAGCGGAUAUUCUCUAAGGUUUGUGAGCCUCCUGCUGGCACUAAGAGCGAUCCCCUUGCGGCUGAUGGUAUGUUGAUAGCUCAUGGAGGAAAAUCUCCUAACAGAUUUCCCAAGCUCUAUAUUGAUGGACCAUAUGGAGCUCCAGCCCAAAGCUAUACAAAGUAUGAUAUUCUGCUGCUGGUGGGACUGGGCAUUGGGGCAACACCCUUCAUCAGCAUCCUCAGAGAUCUUCUUAAUAACAUCAAAUACAAGGAAGAAAAUAUUGAUGAGAGUGGAAGCAAAGGUGAAUCGAGUCCAGGAAGUGGUGAAGGAAGGCGGAGUAAAGAAGGGAUCCCUGCACGCGCAUAUUUCUACUGGGUUACAAAAGAGCAAGGGUCUUUCGAGUGGUUCAAAGGGGUCAUGAAUGAAAUUGCAGAAAGCGAUCAGAACAGAGUGAUUGAAAUGCACAACCACUUAACGAGCGUGUAUGAAGAAGGUGAUGCCCGCUCAGCUCUGAUAGCGAUGGUGCAAUCCCUGCAUCAUGCCAAAAAUGGAUAUGACAUCGUUUCAGGCUGCAGGAUUCGAACACACUUUGGGAGGCCAAACUGGAGCAGGGUGUUCUCCAAGAUAGCUGCGGCCCACAUGGGCGCUCGAAUAGGGGUCUUCUAUUGCGGGCCUCCUAUGCUUGCAAAUCAAUUACGCUCACUUUCGCAGGAAUAUACCCACAGCUCAAACACUCGCUUUGAUUUUCACAAAGAAAACUUCUAGCCAACUUUCUCACAUUUCUACUACGGUAUUUAUGUUUGUAUGUAUCUGUUUAACAGAAAGCUUUGGUGGCUUAUUGUUAGAUUAAUGUUGCUAACAUUGUGAUCAUUGCACUUCCAAUGUUCAGUUUGGGUGCAGCAGCUGAAGUCAGGAGAAAUUAGCCUCAUAUUUCUGGUACUUGUUUAAGAUUUUAUUUAGAAUUUGUGUUAUUUUUGUAAAGCUUGUUGCUGAUUUCAUACGUAAAACUAGUGGCUCAUUUUAGCAAAGUUUUUUUUAAGAGGCAAGAUCUUCUAGUUUAGUGUCCAACAUGUAUAUUAUAUUUGGGAUGUGACUAUAUAAAAGUCACUUGUCUUGUUGGUAUAUGUGAUCAGUCCAUAAAAAUAUUUUUGUAGUCUACAAUUUUCAGUAACAAUAAAAAAAUGAGCGUCUCGUUUGAGCAUUUUAUCCGGUA
Molecule: messenger RNA, 3493 nt
Organism: Cryptomeria japonica (Japanese cedar)
Lineage: Eukaryota; Viridiplantae; Streptophyta; Pinopsida; Cupressales; Cupressaceae
Product: putative respiratory burst oxidase homolog protein H
Exons: 15
Coding region: 370-3045 (891 amino acids)
Cellular component (GO): plasma membrane
Molecular function (GO): calcium ion binding; peroxidase activity; NAD(P)H oxidase H2O2-forming activity
Source: RefSeq, a predicted model, not a curated record